AUGAUAAACGUUUUGGAUGCAAACAGACCCAGUAUUAGCAUACAGGUUGAAGAACCACUGCAAUCUAAGCCUUGUACUAGGCGUAAAGAUAAUUCUUUGGAUAAUAUUGAUCUUAGGGGACUAUCUAGUCGAAGACCCAUACCAAACAACAAUUUCAAAACUCUCAAUAUAGUCUCCAAACCAUCAUCGUUAAAAAUCAAUGAUGUGAAUAAUAAUAACCCUGAGGGUGAGGAAAUAUUGCUUCAUAGUCACGGGGAUUUUGAUGGUAACCAUUUCAUAAUAACCCAAGAUAAAUCAAAUAAUGAGGACGUUGAUAUUGCAAACUAUCCUAAACCUCUUUUGGUAGACAAUGUAGAGGAUAUAAAAGAUCAGCUAUUUCCUCUAAAACCUCAAUCAAAUAAUGAACUUGACAAUAAAGUUACUUUUGAUGACACUUUUGAAGCAAAAUCAACAAAUCCUAAUAUGUAUGAUUAUAAUAGAGCACUUUUCAAUAAAAUUAAACAGAAAAAAACUGAAAAUGCAGUUAAUGUCAUUGUUAAAAGACCUACUUAUGUACCAAAGACUAUCGAAGUACAACCGAAAAAAACAAGUAACGAUGAUUACGAUGAUUGUGAAAGUACAAAACUUAAAAACGAUGAAGAUACCUCAAACAACCGAAGAUUUUUUACCAGUCCCAAAAAAAUUGAACACAAUAUACAAACUGAAGUUUUUGACCCUAAUGUGAAUGCCGACGAAAUUAAUGAAAACAAUAGAAUAGCAUUUGAAAACAAUGAAUUACUCGACCCUACUAAAGGUGCGGGUAUAACUGAUCUAUCAUCUUCACCAGUAAACCUUCUAAGACACAGCCGAGUAUGCUACGCAUGUAGCACUGUCACCAACCCCACUUGUCAAGAGCCUGACAGAAGAACAACUGUAAAAUAUUGUCGUCAAGGCCAUGAAGCUUGUGUAACAAAAACCUUUUUGACAAGCAGAAGUUUUAAAAUAAGUAAGCUGUUUAAUUUAAAGUAGAGUAGCUCAGUGGCGUAGUGGUUUCGCAGGGGGGGUCACGAGAUGGGUGACCAAAUAUUUUUAUCUCGUAAGUGGGCUCGUGAACAUUUGCUCUGGGAAGGUAGCCAGUAAUCUGUAGUGCUGUUUACCGAUGAGUACCGAUUCGGUUUCCAACCUGAUUCGAAAAGUGUACGCGUAUGGGAACUCCUGGUCAUGAGAGUCACCUGCAACACUCUCAGGAAGUCCAUCCUGAGGGUGUUGUUACCAUGGCGGGACUGUUAUGGUUUGGGCGGUAAUCUGUGUUGGUGGAAGAACAGACCUCGUUUGGAUCAGAAACACUAUGACCGCUGA
Messenger RNA from Diatraea saccharalis (sugarcane borer), 1338 nucleotides. The record is from the annotation of a GenBank genome assembly. Lineage: Eukaryota; Metazoa; Arthropoda; Insecta; Lepidoptera; Crambidae.